AUGCUUCGCGCCGCAAGCUCCGCGCUCCUGCUACUGGCCACCGCCGGGACCGCCACCGCGAAGUGGAUCGUCCCCGGCGCUCGCUGGGUCGACACCGAUGGACACCGGUUCAACGCGCAUGCUGGAGGCCUAUGCGUAGACCAAGAGUCGGGUCGGUUUUAUUGGUUUGGUGAAUACAAGACCGAGGGGCAGGAGGAGGGCGGUGGUGUCUCGGUCUACAGCUCUGAUGAUCUAGCGACUUGGACAUCGCACGGCAUUGCGCUAGGUAAGAUUGGGCGGUUUUUUGUUGGUCGCGCGGACAAAAGCGCAGCGACAAUCGGUCCCGGAUCACGAGUUCAUCUCCCGGAGAGCGUCAUCCAGCGCCCCAAGGUGCUUUACAGUGAGGAAACGGGAAAAUACCAUAUGUGGUGGCACGCCGAUGACUCCAAAUACAGUCUCCUCCUACAAGGCCUCGCAACCUCCGAGGACAUCGCCGGCCCGUAUACGUUCGAAAAGGCCGUUGCGCCGCUGGGCAACUGGUCGCAGGACUUUGGCGCCUUCACCGACUACAAGACGGGCCACUCGUACGCGCUCUACUCCAACGGCGACAGCGUCGAGGGGCGGGACGUCUACGUCAGCAAGUUCAACGACAACUUGACCGACGUGGAGGAGGUCACGUUCCGGUUCAACAAGUACGAUUUUGAGGCGCCAACUAUUCUGCAGACGGAGAAAAGCUACUUUGCGCUGAUGAGCCACAAGACGGGCUACCGCCCAAAUAACGUGGUCGCGAUGAGGGCCGACAAGCUCGAGGGACCUUGCACCCAGUCCGGGUUCUCGUGGAGGAUAAAAGGCACCAAGAAGACGACAUAUCUAUACAUGGGAGAUCAGUGGGACAGCUUGUCGCUGUGGGAGAGCCGUAACGUCUGGCUGCCCAUCGAGAUUAACGAAGAGGAUGGCAGUCUCCAAGUGCUCUGGCACGACGUGUAUGACCUAGACGUAAAAACUGGAGAAUGGACUCCCAUCAAGGGCAAGACGUACACCUCGAGCGGCGCCACCGUUGCGGGUGACGUCUGGUUGCAAGAAGCGACGUUUGGAAGCGACCAUGUCAUCGCCACCGGAAUCUACGGCAACGACAGCACCAUCACCUUUGAAGUAGAAGGCCAAGGAAAAGACCAAUGGGUCUCGUUCUACCACCAAAACAUCGACGACAUGGGAUUCGGCGACCAGCCCAUGGGAGCCCCCGACCGCAUCAACGGGACCUGGCAACUGCGCCGCAUCAGCAGCGUGGUGGUGAACGGGGACACGGAAAAUGUGCACACCUUGUACCAAAAGGACACCCACAAGGGCAUCAUCCUCUCCACGCCGCUCCUCCUCCCACUCGGCAAGGGCAGCAAUAACAUCACCAUUGGUGGCCUCCACAACGGGUUCGACUACAAGGGGGCUGAUAUUGAUCGCAUUGUUGUGUACCCGCCUGAGCCCAAGGCGAAAAAGAGCGGAGAAAAGUAG
Molecule: messenger RNA, 1485 nt
Organism: Parascedosporium putredinis
Lineage: Eukaryota; Fungi; Ascomycota; Sordariomycetes; Microascales; Microascaceae
Source: the annotation of a GenBank genome assembly